UAGGAAACAGUUCUGAGAAACACAUGUGGGAAGGUGGUAUGCGAUAUGAACCUGCUGACUUGUAACUGUAGUUAUAGAUUUUUAUAAGAAUCAAGGUGUAGGGUUUAAACAGACGAUCGAGUAAAUGUUGAUUACAGGAUGUUGCCUGUGUAGCUAGGUUAGAUACAUUUUGUAAGUUACUCUCACUGGUAACUAGUCGAGUUUCUCCCACUGGUAUCAUUUAGGGUGCAUUUUACACGGGUGUCGUAUUAGUGUUUUAACAGUAUUGCAACAACUGUAGGGGUCACUAAAGAGUCCCUAAAAGUAAGAUUACCAGAGAUUCACAGACACGUCUGUUGAGCCUGGUUUAUGGUGAGAGACAGUGUCUUCUCAUAUUCGCAACGUCUUUUAUUUACUUCAACAUGGAGUUGUCCACAACUGUAAUGUGAAAGGCGUGCUAGCAGAAUAGAGCAGUGUAGUGGCGGGACAGGUUAUUGGUAAGUUUAGCGCCUGUGUUGCUACAGUAUACUGAGUCCUUGACACAAACUCAAACCCUGUCGCUCACGCGGCCCCACGAUGAGUCUGUUGCCACGCACCGCGGAGGAGUUCAGCUCAGCGGAGUACUGGGAGCGCUUCUUCCGCCGGCGCGGUGACCGUGCGUUCGAGUGGUAUGGUGGAUAUACUGAUCUGUGCGGGGUGUUACACAAGUACAUCAAGCCUCGGGAUGAGGUGUUGGUGGUGGGCUGUGGGAACUCGGAGCUGAGUGAGCAGCUGUACGACGUGGGGUACCAGCGGCUGACCAACAUCGACAUCAGCGAGACGGCCAUCGCGGCCAUGAGCCAGCGCAACGCCGCCCGCCGCCCCGGGCUGACCUUCCUGCGCGUGGACGCCACGCAGACGCCCUUCGAGAGCCAGCAGUUCCGCGCCGCCCUGGACAAGGGCACGCUGGACGCCAUGGCCUCCGAGGAGGGGGGUGCCGCGGAGGGGGGCCUAGCGAAGAGGAUGCUGGUGGAGGUGGGGCGCGUGCUGGGCGUCGGGGGGCGCUACGUGUGCGUCUCGCUGGCCCAGGAGCACGUGCUCAAGCUGGCAGUGGAACACUUUGUCGGGGAGGGCUGGGCGGUCAGGGUGCACUGCCUGGACGGGCAGGGCGGCACCUCUGACCCCGAGUCGUCCUCCUGUGCCCUGCCCGUGUUCGUGCUGGUCUGCACCAAGUUCCGGCAGCCCCCUCCAGCUCCGCUGCUGGAGCUGUGCCAGGGAGAGGAUGGCGCCGCCCAGAGACAUACCACGGUCCCCGCCUUGCUGGGGGCGGUCCGGGAAUGCCAGGCCUACGCCCUCCUGCGAAGCCGCCUGCGCACGGGCACAGAUCCUGCCCACAGCCCUGCCCUGCAGCUGCUCCACCCCCCGUCUGGACGGCCCCGGUACACUCUGCACGUCCUGGACAGUCCUCCUGGCACCAAGGUGCCCCGCGCCAACCACUUUGCCAUCUUCAUCGUUCCUCAGGGCCGGGAAACCGAUUGGCUGUAUGGCUCGGCUGAGGGGCGCGGCCAGCUGGCACGAAGCGCAGCCUUCCGGCGGCUCGUCGUCGUGGCGAUGCACAGGGACCAGCAUUACCAGGACAUGCAGGCUGUCCAAUCAGAGCUGUCGUCCAUGGUGAUGGAACUAGCUCCGCCCGGGAUGCCGACCAAUCAGCAGGUGCCCUUCCUCUCAGUGGGCGGAGACGUGGGCUGGCGCGAGGUGGUCCACCGAGGGGUGAGCACCUUCAGUGGCGAGUUUGCGGUGGAGGAUGUGCGCGGCGAGGACGGGCAGCUGUACCGGCGCCUCAUCUUCCUGGACAGCGCCGGCGUGGUGCAGUCGGAGAGCCGGCUCGGCCAGCCCAGCGAAUAG
This is a messenger RNA of Lepisosteus oculatus (spotted gar), 1863 nucleotides long. NCBI's taxonomy places the organism in Eukaryota, Metazoa, Chordata, Actinopteri, Semionotiformes, Lepisosteidae. The record is from RefSeq and is a predicted model, not a curated record.